This is a messenger RNA of Nycticebus coucang (slow loris), 345 nucleotides long. RefSeq names its product molybdopterin synthase sulfur carrier subunit. Gene Ontology annotation, biological process: Mo-molybdopterin cofactor biosynthetic process. The record is from RefSeq and is a predicted model, not a curated record. Bases 43 to 309 code for a protein of 88 amino acids. The transcript has 2 exons. Gene Ontology annotation, cellular component: cytosol. Lineage: Eukaryota; Metazoa; Chordata; Mammalia; Primates; Lorisidae.
UGGCCUCUGUGGUGGUGAUUCUAUCCAGGGGCUCCAGGUGGAAUGGUGCCCAGUUGCCAGGUUGAAGUACUGUAUUUUGCAAAAAGUGCUGAAAUAACAGGAGUUCGUUCAGAGACCAUUUCUGUGCCACAAGAAAUAAAAGCACUGCCGCUGUGGAGAGAGAUAGAAACUCAACAUCCUGGAUUGGCUGAUGUUAGAAAUCAGGUGAUAUUUGCUGUUCGUCAAGAAUAUGUUGAGCUUGGAGACCAGCUCCUCUUGCUUCAACCAGGAGACGAAAUUGCCAUUAUCCUCCCCAUCAGUGGAGGAUAGUACUUUUGAGCCAUCUAGCUCAAUUCACAGUCCUCA